Molecule: messenger RNA, 6101 nt
Organism: Vespa crabro (European hornet)
Lineage: Eukaryota; Metazoa; Arthropoda; Insecta; Hymenoptera; Vespidae
Exons: 16
Coding region: 121-4902 (1593 amino acids)
Molecular function (GO): UDP-glycosyltransferase activity
Source: RefSeq, a predicted model, not a curated record
AUGAAUUAAAAAAAUUUCACAUUACGGGAAGAAGUAGCAACGGUAAAUUGCAUAAGGACAGAUACAAGGAAAAACGAAGAAGAAUCGAAGAAAAAAAGAUUCAAAAAAAAAAAAUAAAAAAUGAAGAUUUUACUAUGCAUUAUUUUGUGGAUGAGUUUGUGCCUUAAGUUAUCCCAAGGAUAUAGAAUACUUGGAAUAUUUCCAUAUAAAGUGAAAAGUCAUUUUAUAAUGUUCGAAAGUUUAAUGAAAGGUCUCGCUAAGAAGGGUCAUCAGGUUGAUGUAAUUGGUCCGUUCCCACUGAAAAAAUCAUUCGUCAAUUAUACUGAUUUAAUUGUGAUAUCAGAAGAAAUCAAUUAUGUCAAUAAUAUUCCGUACGAUAUCAUAAAUAAAAUGACAAUAUUAGAAGUGUUUUCAACCAUAGCUGGUUAUCAGCUUUGUGAAUGCUUGGAACAUCCAAAAAUCCAAAAACUAAUCCACAAUCCUCCGAUGGAUCCACCUUAUGACGUAGUUCUGAUAGAGGUUCUUGCUGCUCAUUGUUUUGCUAUAUUCGGACAUAUUCUUAAUGUACCAGUGAUCGGUGUCAGUACUGCAAAUUAUUUAUGGCUCAGUUCUUUCUUAGAAAAUCCCCAAAAUUUGGCCACCUGUCCCAAUAAUUUAUUGCAGUUUAACAGUCCAAUGAACUUUUGGCAACGAACGUAUAACUUUCUAUACACAGUAUUCAGCAAAAUAUACUUGAAUCAUUUUAACAAAUAUCAAGAUGAACAAAUAAGAAAGUACGUCGGUCCGAAUUUACCGAGUGUGCAACAAAUGGAAAAAAAUAUUUCCAUAAUUUUGAUGAACUCAUAUUUUACUAUGGACGGAAUUAGACCUUUAACGCAGGCCUACAUAGAAAUCGGUGGAUUGCACGUUCAAGAUGACGGCUCGAAAUUAUCACCUGAGCUACAGAAAUGGUUGGACGAAAGUAAAGAUGGUUUUAUCUAUUUCACGUUUGGUUCAAUGGUCAAGAUUGAAUCAUUUCCAAGAAAGAUUCUCCAUAUAUUCUAUAAAUCUUUCGAAAGGAUAUCGCCAGUAAAUAUUCUAAUGAAGAUUCCAAAUCCCAAAGAGUUACCACCUGGUUUGCCAAAGAACGUUCACAUUUUGCCAUGGAUACCGCAAUUGAAAGUUUUACAACAUCCAAACGUGAAGGCGUUUAUUACUCAUGGUGGUCUUAUGGGAACACAGGAGGCCAUUUCAUGCGGCGUUCCAAUGAUCGGAAUACCUAUUUUCGGCGACCAAUUUGCAAAUGUCAUUAAUUAUGUGAAGCACAAUAUUGCAAUAAAACUAGACUACGAAAAUUUGUCACAAGAUGAAAUGGACGCUGCAUUGAACGCAAUCUUAAAUAAUUCCACAUACAGGGAGGCCGCACGUAAUGUUGCACAAAAAUUUUUGGAUAGGCCAUUGAAGCCAAUCGACACCGCUAAUUAUUGGAUUGAAUAUAUCGUGAAAUACGGAUGGGACACACUUCGUUCACCGGCCAUGGACUUGCAUUGGUGGGAAAACGAUCUUUUAGACGUAUAUAUAUUCUUAUUGUCGAUUAUAGUUAUCAUCAUUUACAUAACAAUUCGAUUAAUUAGAAUGUUUCUCAGUAUAAUUUUAUCUAACCCAAAUAUUAACGUUUCACGCAUGAAGAAAAUAAAGAAAAAAAUGAAAGCCUCACUAUGCAUUAUUUUUUGGAUUUACUUAUGUUUAACGUCAUCUCACGGAUAUAGAAUUCUCGGAAUAUUUUCAUACCAUGGAAAAAGUCAUUUUAUCAUGUUCGAAAGUUUGAUGAAAGGUCUCGCUAAGAAGGGUCAUCAAGUCGAUGUGAUUAGUACGUACCCAUUGAAAAAACCAUUCGUUAAUUAUACCGAUUUGGUUGUGAUACCAUUGGAAAUGAAUAUUGUCAACAACAUGUCAUACAAUACCGCAAGGAAAUUCUCCUUGGUGGACUUUACCUCAACCAUAUGUGGUAAUAAUCUUUGUGAACACUUGGCAAAUCCAGAAAUUCAGGAACUAAUUCACAAUCCUCCCAAAAAUCCACCCUAUGAUGUCGUUCUGAUAGAGGUUUUUGCUGCCCAUUGUUUUGCCAUAUUCGGACAUCUUUUGAACGUACCAGUGAUCGGUGUCAGUUCUUCCAUUCUCUACCCAUGGCAAAAUCAAUAUAUUGGAAAUCCCGAAAAUUUAGCCAUUCUACCGAAUAAUUUAUUGAACUUUAAGGCUCCAAUGAAUUUUUGGCAACGAACGUACAACUUUCUACACACUUUCUUCAACAAAAUAUACUUCGAUCAUUUGACCAAAUAUCAAGACGAACAAAUAAGAAAGUACGUCGGUCCGAAUUUACCGAGUGUGCGACAAUUGGAAAAGAAUAUUUCAAUGAUUCUAGUGAACUCAUAUUUUACUGUAAACCGAAUCAGACCAUUAACGCAGGCCUUCGUCGAAAUUGGUGGAUUGCACAUUCAAGAUGACGGCUCGAAGUUAUCACCUGAGUUACAGAAAUGGUGUGACGGGAGUAAAUAUGGUUUUGUCUAUUUCUCGUUCGGUUCUCUGAUCAAGAUCGAAUCAUUUCCAAGAAAGAUUCUCGAUAUAUUCUAUAAAUCUUUCGAAAGGAUAUCUCCAAUAAAUAUUCUAAUGAAGAUUACAAAUCCCAAAGAGUUACCACCUGGUUUGCCAAAGAACGUUCACACUUCACCAUGGAUACCGCAAUUGAAAGUUUUACAACAUCCAAACGUGAAGGCAUUUAUUACUCAUGGUGGUCUUAUGGGAACACAGGAGGCCAUUUCAUGUGGCGUUCCAAUGAUCGGAAUACCUAUCUUCUGCGACCAAUUUGCAAAUGUCGCUAAUUACGUUGAAAAGAAUAUUGUAAUAAAACUAGACUACGAAAAUUUGUCGCAAGAUGAAAUGGACGCUGCAUUGAAUACAAUUUUAAAUAAUUCGACAUACAGGGAGACUGCACGUAAAAUUGCACAAAAAUUUAUGGAUAGGCCAUUGAAGCCAAUCGACACCGCUAAUUAUUGGAUUGAAUAUAUCGUGAAAUACGGAUGGGACGCACUUCGUUCACCGGCCAUGGACCUGCAUUGGUGGGAAAAUGAUCUUUUAGACAUAUAUGUAUUCUUAUUGUUGAUUAUAGUUAUCAUCAUUUACAUAACAAUUCGAUUAAUACUAAUGCUUCUUAACAUGAUAAUAUCCAAGAAAAAUAACAAUUUUUCACUCGUGAAAAAGAUGUCAUCUUGGCCAAUCUCCGUGUCGUUAUCAACGACGUCUCAUGAAUGCAUAAGAAAGAGUAAUCAACAAGUCCAAAAAAUGCGACUCAUCAUCCUAACAUUUUUUCUGGCUUUUAUAGCCUCCCAAUGUUCCACCGAUGGAUAUAAAAUUUUAGGUGUAUUCCCGAUUAAUGGAAAAAGUCAUUGGGUCAUGAUGGAGGCAAUAAUGAAAGGACUCGCUGAACGUGGUCACCAAGUUGACGUAAUUACGCAUUUUAAAUCACGAUAUAACAAUCCCAAUUAUAGAGAGAUCAUUUUGGAAAAUACUAUGGGGAUAGCUGUUAACAAUCUAACCGCAAAGGAAAUCGCACUGUUUGGCAGUAUGAAUUUAGAACGUCUUACAUAUAUGGCAGGUUUUAAAUUAUGCGAGUUACUGGAGCAACCACAAUUACAAAAAAUAAUAAAAAAUCCAGCAGAAAAUCCACCUUAUGAUCUCGUCAUCACAGAGCUAUUUGUCGCUCAUUGUUAUCUUGCGUUUGGUCGUCAUUUAAAUUUACCAAUAGUUGGUAUGAUGUCUUCUCCAUUUCACGAUUGGACGAGUCAUUUUAUUGGCGUACCAACUGAAACGGCUUACGUACCAAAUAUUCUCUCGGGUUACUCCCAACAAAUGACAUUCUGGCAAAGAUUAAUAAACACAAUAACAAUUUAUUAUUUACAAAUUCAAAUGGAUUAUUAUACCAAUAAACAAACUGAAUUAAUAAAAAAACAUUUUGGUAUGGAGACGACUAUAAAAGAUCUCUUCGAUAAACUAUCAUUGGUAUUAGUUAAUUCUCAUCAUAGUGUACACGGUAUUAGAUCAUUUCCGCAAUCUGUAAUCGAAGUCGGUGGAUUGCAUCUUAGCAAUGACAUAGACCCAUUAUCACCGGAAGUACAAAAAUGGUUGGACGAAAGCAAACACGGAUGCGUUUAUUUCACGUUUGGCUCUAUGGUCAGAAUCGAAACGUUUCCGAAAGAAUUGAUGGAGAUAUUUUACAAAGCAUUUGAAAAAAUUGCGCCCGUCCGUGUACUAAUGAAGGUGGCAAAGAAGGAGGAAUUAUUACCUGGCUUACCGAAAAAUGUUAUGACUCAGAGCUGGUUUUCUCAGAUACCAAUAUUGAAACACAAAAAUACACGUGCAUUCAUUACUCAUGGUGGUCUUAUGGGUACAACAGAAUCGAUAUACUGUGGAGUUCCAAUGAUAGGUAUACCACUUUUUGGCGAUCAAAAAAUAAAUAUACAAAAUUAUGUGGAUAGGAAGAUAGCCAUUUCCCUUGAUUCGUUUCAAGAGAUCACCGAAGAAAAAUUGACAAAUGCCUUGGAAACCAUUCUAAAUGAUCCUUCCUACAUGAAAAACGUGAAGAAACUUUCUAAGACGUUUGCCGAUAGGCCACAAUCAGCUAUGGACACGGCAAUAUAUUGGAUUGAAUAUGUUAUCAAACACGGUAAUAUCUUGCAAUCGCCGGCCAUUCAUUUACCUUGGUGGCAAAAAAAUUUGUUUGACGUCUACGGAGUGAUACUACUUGGUAUCAUUAUAACACUCUAUAUUAUCAUAGUUCUUUUACGUGGAUUGAAAUAUUUUUAUCGUCUUAUCUUUCAAGCUUCUGAUAAUAGAAAAAAACCGUCUAUAUCAAAGAAAAACAAUUGACGAAAUUAUUAAAAGUAAUAUUUUAAAAUAAGAACAGAACAGUUUAUUCGUAAAUAAGGAAAUAAGAUGAAUUGCGAUCGAUCGAGAGAAAAAAACAAAAAAGGAAGAGAGAGACAGAGAGACAGAGAGGCAGAGAGAGAGAGAGAGAGAGAGAGAGAGAGAGAGAGAGAGAGAGAGAGAGAGAGAGUUCGAUCUGUUUGCAAAAGACUACUUCUGUAUAUUAUGUAUGUAUAAUGUAUAUAUACAUAUAUAUAUAUAUAUUAUAUACAUGUAUAUAAUAUGUUAAACGAGAUAAUGAAAAAGAAAUCUUGAGAUAGAAAAAUUUACAUACGAUAUUCUUCGAUAAUAUCGCAUACGAUAUGAUAAAUAUUGCUACGUAUAGUCUUUUCUAAGAUCGUAUUUUUUUUUCAUUAAAAAAAAAAAAAAAAAAAAAAAAAAAAAAAAAAAAAAAAAAAAAAAAAAAAAAAAGUAAAGAAAAAAAAACGAAACUAAAUGAAAAAGAAAAGAAAGAAGUACAAAGAAGAAAACUUUCUUUAUGCCAUUGUUAUCGAAUCGAUGAACUGAAUUAUGAAAUCAAUUAUAAUAAUUCAAUGUUAAUUCUCGAUUAAGCGAAAUCUGAUAUACAUAUAUAGAGAAGAUAUUCGACCGCAGUGUUGAUUAAUUAAAACGAAAUGGUAUUUGAUUAUUAAUGCAAUUGAAAAUUUUACGAGUAUUCAACGUAUUAAAACGAUGAAAAUCCUUUGGAUUUCAUGAAUUAACAAUUGAAUCAAAUAGAUGUUCGAAAAAUAUUAUGUAGAUUUUGAUAUCAUUAUGUAUGAUAUUACGAUUAUUAUCUUAUGUCUCAGUUCUUAUAUCGGAUCAUUUCUUUUUCCCUGUUCUUUUUUUCUUUCUUUUUCUUUUUCUUUUUUCCUUUUUUCUUUUUCUUACACUUUUCUCUCCUCUCUUGCCACUUCUUUUUCGUACACACGCACACACACACACACACAUUCUUUUUUUUUCUCUGUUUGAAUAGUCUAAUCAAUUACUUUACUUAGUUCAUCUGCUAAUGCAUCUUUUUAAUAAUUUCUCGGAAAGCAUUUUAACGAUAAGAUCUAAGUAUGCACGAGACGUAUACCGUAUAUGUCUAUACAGAAACUGAAUAAUCAUAGGAAAUGUUAAUCAUUUAAUUAAUGUGAAAUAUAGACUUUGUUCUUUUCUUU